Molecule: messenger RNA, 1851 nt
Organism: Entrophospora sp. SA101
Lineage: Eukaryota; Fungi; Glomeromycota; Glomeromycetes; Entrophosporales; Entrophosporaceae
Source: the annotation of a GenBank genome assembly
AUGGAUCCAGACGUACUAUUGGGAAAUUGUCAUGCUGAUAUUCAAGCAAUGCUUGAUGCUUGGUGUAUGAUUACCGGUGAAGCAAAAUCAGAACAAGAUCCUGUACCUGUGGAUAUUUUAGCUGCAGUGGAAUCUACAACAAAAGCUGUCCAAUCAAUUAGGAAUUAUACAAUGGUAAAAGAUGAUAUAACAGACGAGUCACUUGCGAAAAUAAGAUCUUCUGCCUUGGAAGUUCUUGAGAUGAUAAGUGAUCUUGAAAAAACUCAUCGUGAUGAUGACACUGACGAUAGUGGCAGUGAAGAUGGCCAUUUGUACAAAUCGUCUAAUUACACUUCACUGGAUAAACAACGUGCUACUUUACAGAAAUACAUUCAGAUAGUCGAGGAAUUUUUAUUAUUUGACGAUAAAGAAAUUUAUCCACCAAACACUUCCUAUUUAAGAACAAAUUCAGAUGAUGAAAAAAAAGAUAGUCAUCUAUUAUCUCAAUUAACACCCCCAUUAUCUCCAGGUCAUCCAAAUCUUGAUUGGUCAAAUCCUGAUCAUUUUGGUAGUGACAAAUUAGCUCGAUAUCAUGCAUUUUUAGAGGCUCACCGUCCAUCAAAAUCUAAGAGAUUACCUGAUUAUACGCCUCUUCCAGAUCCAAAAUCUGACAAAGCAGGAUUCUUUGCAUCUUUAGCUGAGCGUGGUGAACAUCGUACAAGUGGAGAUAGUGGAAUAUCAUCAGUCUCUGUUAUUCAUUCCCCAUUACCGGAUGAAAGAGGAAUAUUAUCAGGCCCCGUGAUGCCUCCUUUUGGUGAUCCACCAUGGGAUGAUUUAUUAAAAAUGAUCUCUAAGGAUAUUUGCAAUAGACGUUUAACAAAAUUUAUAACAACACCAAAAUUGGGCAUAGAAAUAUUAAAUUUUGAUGAAACAAGGCUGCGUAAAAAAUAUAAAGUUGGAGUCUUAUAUUGUGCACCUAAUCAAACAACAGAAGAAGAAUGGUUUUCAAAUACUACCACAUCAAAAUAUUUUGAUGAUUUUCUUUCAAUAUUGGGUGCAAAAGUUAGACUGCUUGGGUUUGAAGGCUUUGGAGGUGGGUUGGAUACACGUACAGACGGAACUGGGGAAUAUUCACUUUACGAUAAUGGUACAUGGAAAGAUUUUGAAAUAAUGUAUCAUGUUAGCACAAUGUUGCCAUAUGACAAAGUUGAUAGACAUCAAAUAGUUAGAAAAAGACAUAUUGGGAAUGAUAUUUCGUGUAUUAUAUUUCAAGAUACUUUUAGACCAUUUUCCCCUGCGUCUAUAAGAUCGAAAUUUUUACAUGUAUUUGUAAUAGUGAGUCCGGUUCAAUUAGAGAACGGCAAAGUGGGUCAUAGGGUUGAAAUAGUUUCUAAAGAUUCAGUUCCAUAUUUUGGGCCACCUUUACCUGAUCCACCAAUAUUUGAUGAUACUUUACGAUUAAAAAAAUUUUUAAUUGCUGCUGUGAUUAAUGGACAAAAUGCAGCCUGGAAAACUGCACAAUUGGCAGAACCAUUUUUGAGAGCCAGACGUGGUAUAAUAGAAAACAUAACAAAUAGAUUAGUGCCAAACCCAAAAAAUCGCAUUGACAAUAAUGAAAGUAAAACAUCGGCAGAAAAUGUACAUAAAAAGCCUACACAAGAAGAAUUAGAUCACACAUUAAGACGUCUCUUUGUAGAACAAUUAAAGUCGGGCGGACCACCACCCGAUAUUGUACAAGUUCAAACACUUUUGAAACAAGGCGCCAACCCAAAUAUAAAAAUACCUCAACCUAAAUCAUCAAAACCAAAACCAAAACCAUCAAAUCAACUCGAUUCUUCAAAUUAUCAGUGUGAUGGAAAAUUGCAGAUCUAG